UUGUUAAUGAAUCGUCGGUGGCCGUGCUUCGAGCUGCGUCCGACGCGUGGCUAAAAGUUCCGCUCCCUCGCGCCCUCUCACGAGGAACCGGUGUCGCAAAUACUGUCAAACUGAGAUGUAACGAGGGCGCAUCAAUAAUAUAUGACAAUAAAACAUAACUAUGUAACGUAUACAAUUCUAAAGAUAGAAUAAAUGCUUUGUGUACAGAGAAGACAAUACGAUUUUAAUUCCACGAAGAGAAUAAUGAACGAAAUGUGAGAUAGAUCUGGCUGAAAUCAGAUGUCUGUUGACAUUAUGGCUACGGAAGCACUGAGGCGAACUCGAACCGUUUCCAUGGAAACCGGAGGGCUCCCAUUGGCUACGUUUGCACUUCUCACUAUCGUGGCUGGUCAGCUCCAAGGCCCGGGAUAUAGUGAGCCUGAGCCAGAAUUUCUCGCCCCGCUGGAUAAUAUUACUGUCGCUAUGGGACGUGACGUGCGCUUCACCUGUACUGUCAAUCAUUUGGGCACUUACAAGGUGGCCUGGUUAAAAUCGGACACAAAGGCCAUUCUAGCGAUGAAUACUCAUAUGGUGAACAUCGAUUCUCGCCUGUCAGUCACACACAACGGACACAACACUUGGAAGCUGUAUAUAAGUAGCGUCGAGCCCAAGGACUCGGGGACUUAUAUGUGUCAAAUCAACACAAUUCCAAUGAAGAGUCAGAUAGGCCUCCUAUCGGUGGUAAUACCUCCCGACAUAGCAGACAGCGAGGGUUCAGAAGCCAGUGCUGUUGAGGGAGGAUCAGUGGAACUAAAGUGUCAAGCUAAUGGUGUACCUGAACCUUCUACAGCGUGGAAGCGAGAGGGCGGACGAAAUAUCAUCUUCCGAGAUGAAAAUGGGAAUGAAGAGAAAGUGGUGGAAAGUUACGUGGGUCCAAGCCUGUUACUGAAGGGGCUUAGACGAGCUGACAUGGGCACUUAUUGGUGUAUAGCGUCGAAUGGGGUGCCGCCCAGGAAAAGCAGGAAAUAUGAGGUCAUUGUACUUUUUCCGCCGCUGGUUCGACCGGCAACUGUGGUCGUGUGGCGAAUGGUGGACAUGCAAGUAACAUUACAAUGCUACGUCGAGGCAUCGCCUAAAUCCCUGGCAACAUGGCAACGUGGGAAAUCACAUACAGGUGCGAAGCUACUGAACAGCUCGAAAUAUAUUAUAUCUGAAGACAAUAAAUAUAACAAUCAGAAUAAGUUCGCAGUUCGGAUGAAUUUGACAAUAAAUCGCUUGAAAAGGAACGAUUUUGGUGACUACACUUGCUCCGCUGUGAAUGCUUAUGGAAGAGCUAAUGCUACGAUCACCUUGAAAGAAACGCCACAGAAAACCACGACAACUACGACGACGACUACAACAACUACAACAACACCGCGACCAACAACAACAAUACGAACAACGACCCGCCCGCCGAAACGACACCUCAAAAAACAACAAAGUCAAAACGCGUUGGAUAUGGAAAAUAACCACGUAGGCGUAAACGCACUAAACUUUUACAACAUAAACAUGUAUGGAACACCGAACAGUAGCCAAUCCCAUCACAAUGAAUACAGCCAAAGAGUUGAACGACAAAAAGUUCGACCGUCAGGCCCUCCACGGCAUUACGUAGUGUAUAACAAUGGUAUACGUCUUGUAUACAAAUAUAUAUUUAUAUUCGUCAAUUUAUUAUUGAUUGUAUAAUUAUACAUUAUUAGUUUAGUAAAACGAUGGCUGUUAAAAUUUUGAGCAUUGUUGUAAUUCAAUGUUAUUGUUACAAUGUAACGAAUUCUUUAGAUUAUUAAAAUUAGAUGUGGUGUAACAAUAAUUUAUUGUAGCUGGUUUUUAAAACAUAUAAACUUUUGUAUACAUUUGACCAGAAAAUUUAAUGGAAAUUAAAAUGUUUUGUUUGCAUCGUUAGAUUGCAAACUAUAGUAAGGUAUAUAAUUCAAAAUAUUGAAAUACUUGUACUUUAAAUAUGCAUAAAUAUAUCAUGAUUGGCAUAUCAUUAUGCUAAAAUAUGCAAUAUAAUUGAAAUUGUUCGUGAAUUUUUAAAAACGUUUAGGUACAGAUUUAAAACUGUUCAGUAAGGCUAGACUCAGUCGAGACUUAGCGCUAAGUACCACUCCCAUAUGCUAAAUCCAAUAAGUUUUUGACACGGAAAUCAUACCUAGCGUUGAGUUUUGACUCUGAGUGACUAUUAGCCAU
Molecule: messenger RNA, 2205 nt
Organism: Pieris napi
Lineage: Eukaryota; Metazoa; Arthropoda; Insecta; Lepidoptera; Pieridae
Product: lachesin-like
Exons: 9
Coding region: 280-1701 (473 amino acids)
Cellular component (GO): neuron projection
Source: RefSeq, a predicted model, not a curated record